CUAGAUGAUAUUGGGUUUGGUUGCAAGGACAAAAUUGAACGUGUGAUGAUGGAAUGCUCAGGGGAAGAAGACGGAAAUCAUACCAAAGAAGACACCCUGAAAUUGAUGAAAUAUACUAGCAACUGUUUGAAGAACGAAAUAAAUCAGUACCAAUACGCUUCUUGGACGACAUGUGGACGACGACGCAUAUUUACUAUACAAUGCAUUAAGAAUAAACUGACUUUACUAUCAACCAGUCGUAUGAGAAUUGGAAAAUGGUGCUUUGUGGAGAUACGGUCUGCAAUUGUACCAAGGGACUGGGAAGACCGAUACUACUGA
Cokeromyces recurvatus is the source of this 318-nucleotide messenger RNA. RefSeq lists its product as uncharacterized. The transcript has 2 exons. The annotation marks the transcript as partial. NCBI's taxonomy places the organism in Eukaryota, Fungi, Mucoromycota, Mucoromycetes, Mucorales, Mucoraceae. The record is from RefSeq and is a predicted model, not a curated record.